AUGUCUUCUACAAGAGGCACAUCCCUUUCGAAAAGGUCUACAACAAUUCCAGACUCGGACCAGGACUCCAGUGAUCAAGACCAGGUACAACCAAUUGCCACCACCAGGACCAGAUCAAAACCUCAAGUUCAAGUCGUCAUUCCAGUCAUGUCGUCUCGUGCAAAGGCGGCUCUCCGCUCCAACAGCCCAUCCUCACUGUCAUCCGCCGACAGCCCUGACGCUCGACCAAUCGAUACCCCUGCCACCAGUGCUAGUGCCACUCCGGAGCCCACGGUACGCGGACGCCUAGGGAACAAGAGAAAGAGAGACACGGAUGAUGAUGCUGCUUUGGCCAGACAGCUGCAAGAGGAGGAAUGGGCAGAGGUCGGACAGCCACUCAAAAAGGUCAAGCCAGAGUCUUCGAACAUCAAGACAGAGCCUCUGGACUCUGCACCCAUGUCGAGGUCGAGGAGAUCAUAUGAGGUUACUGUCAUCGACGACUCGGAUGGUGACGAAUUGAGUGAUCUCUCAUCAGCCAUUUCUUUCAAGUCUGAAGGUGAUUCUGAGGAAGAGUCCACCUUUAAGAAACCCAAAGGAAAGGCACCACGCAAGAACAUUUUACACACACCCUUCUCAGACGAGGUUUCCAAGUACAGGUCGCGCCUUUCCGAAGCUCGUGCUGGCAAGAAACCGGCUGUGUCCAAGCACAGAAAUUCGGUUGUCAUUCCUGAUAGUGACAGCGAAUUAUCAACUUUCUCGAUGACGACCGAGGACGAGUUUCGUUCUGAAGACGCUCACUCAGGCGCCGCUGAGACUUCGGAUGACAGCGACGACGACCAACCAUUGGCAUUGACGAAUAUCCGCCGCAGAAGAGGCCAGGCUAACCUCCAAGGCCGUGAUCUUGGCACUGAAACCAAGAAGAGGGGCCUGUCCAGGAAGGACCGCGAGAGACUGAAGCUAGAGAAGGCACAUCCUCAGAUCAAAACAAUGUGGCAGGACCUCGAGGCCAUCCCGAUUAUCAAGGGCGUCGCUGGCACUCAGCCACCCUCGAUCAACCGCAAACUCAAGUCGUACCAGCUCGAAGGUGUCGACUGGAUGAUCAAGCAAGAGCAGUCGAACUACAAGGGAGGUCUGCUCGGAGACGAGAUGGGAAUGGGCAAGACGAUCCAGGCUGUGUCUCUCGUCAUGUCCGACUACCCUCAGAAACAGCCGACUCUGGUCUUGGUCCCUCCAGUUGCUCUGAUGCAAUGGUCUCAGGAGAUUGGCGAGUACACCGAUGGAAAACUCAAGGUCCUCGUCUACCACGGCACCAAUGCGAAGUCCAAGAAUAUGAAGGUCAGUGAGCUCAAGAAGUACGAUGUUAUCAUGAUCUCGUACAACAGUCUUGAGUCGUUGCAUCGCAAGGAGGUCAAGGGCUGGACCCGCAAUGGAGAUCUUGUCAAGGAGGCGUCGCCCAUUCAUGCUCUGACCUAUCAUCGCCUGAUCCUGGACGAAGCACACAGCAUCAAGACCAGAACCACUCAAGUCGCCAAAGCCUGCUUUGCACUUAAAGGUAAGUACAAGUGGUGCUUGUCGGGAACACCUGUCCAGAAUCGUAUCGGCGAGUUCUUCUCUUUGCUUCGCUUCCUGGAGGUCAGACCUUUCGCAGACUAUUUCUGCAAGAAGUGUCCCUGCUCCCUUCUGCACUGGUCUCUGGAUUCUCAGCACAUGUGUACCGAGUGCAAGCACACCGGCAUGGAGCACGUCUCGGUCUUCAAUCAAGAGCUGCUCAACCCGAUUACCCAGUCUGAGGACUCGCAGAUGCGCUCGGAAGCCAUGGACAAGUUGUUCCUCAUCACAUCUCGCAUCAUGCUCCGUCGCAUGAAGCGCGACUAUGUCAGUUCCAUGGAGCUUCCACCGAAAGAGGUCAUCGUCCACAAUGAGUUCUUCGGAGACAUCGAGCGCGACUUCUCGCAGAGUAUCAUGUCCAACACUGCCCGCCAGUUCGACACGUAUGUCUCGCGUGGUGUCAUGCUGAACAAUUACGCCAACAUCUUCGGUCUCAUCAUGCAGAUGCGCCAAGUGUCCAACCACCCAGAUUUGAUCCUCAAGAGAAAGGCUGCCGAAGGCAUGAAUGUCUUGGUCUGCAACAUCUGCGACGAGCCUGCCGAAGAACCUAUUCGUUCCAAGUGCAAGCACGACUUCUGCAGAACUUGUGUCAAGAACUACGCUCAAUCAGUAGAGGAUGAUGCUGGCGAUGUCGAAUGUCCUCGUUGUCACAUCCCGCUCUCGAUUGACUUCGAUAUGCCUGAGCUUGAGCAGAACGAGGAGGCUGUAAAGAAGAACUCGAUCAUCAACCGCAUCAAGAUGGAGAACUGGACUUCGUCGACCAAGAUUGAGAUGCUCGUCUACGACCUUUACAAGCUCCGCAGCAAGAAGCAGACUCUCAAGUCGAUCGUCUUCUCUCAGUUCACGUCGAUGUUGCAGCUCAUUGAAUGGCGUCUUCGUCGCGCAGGCUUCAACACUGUUAUGCUUGAUGGCAGCAUGACUCCUCAGCAGCGCCAGAAGUCGAUCGAGCAUUUCAUGACGGACCCUGAUGUCGAGGUGUUCCUCGUGUCUCUCAAAGCUGGAGGUGUUGCUCUCAAUCUGACGGAAGCUUCGCGUGUCUUCAUCGUGGACCCUUGGUGGAACCCAGCAGCCGAGUGGCAAAGCGCAGACCGCUGCCACCGCAUCGGACAGAGACGUCCUUGUGUCAUUACUCGACUGUGUAUCGAAGACUCAGUCGAAUCGCGUAUCGUCAUGUUGCAGGAGAAGAAAGCCAACAUGAUCAACGGCACCAUCAACAAUGACAGGGUGGCCAUGGAAAAGCUUACGCCCGAAGACAUGCAAUUCUUGUUCCGUGGCAAUUAG
Messenger RNA from Aureobasidium uvarum, 2868 nucleotides. The record is from the annotation of a GenBank genome assembly. Lineage: Eukaryota; Fungi; Ascomycota; Dothideomycetes; Dothideales; Saccotheciaceae.